UAGUUGGUACAUGUGUCCCCAGCACAUCAAUCCAGAAGAAGCCGUAAAGAUCCACAUGGAUAUCAGAGCAAAGCAGUCGGUCGCAGUCCACUGGGGUACCUUUAAUUUGAGCAACGAGGAGUACGACCAGCCGGUGAAGGACUUGCACACGGCUCGCGCUAAGAAACUGGUCGACGCUACGUCGUUCAUCGAGUUGAAACACGGAGAGACGAAAACUUUCCCGUCGGGAAGGAAUCCAGACCUUCUCCUCACCGCGCGUACGCAGCGGACGCAGAUGAGAGGAAUCACCGACGAAUGGCGUCCGCUCUCUGAAGCGUUAACGAGCGAUUCGUUAGCGUCCCCUCUUUGAAGCGUUAAGGAGUGAUUCAUUAGUGUCCCCUCUCUGAAGCGUUAACGAGCAAUUCGUUAGCUUUCCCUCUCUGAAGAGUUAGUUCGUUAAUGAGCGAUUCGUUAGCGUCCCCUCUCUGAAGAGUUAGUUCGUUAACGAGCGAAUUGUCUAUUCCACUCUGUGAAGCCUUAACGAGCGAAUCGUCUAUUCCACUCUGAGGCCUUAACGAGCGAAUCCCGUCCCCUCUCUGAAGCGAUAAUUAUAUAUAACGAGCGAAUCGUCUUGUCACGUCGUCAACUUAAGCGGGGUCUACACUACCGACUUUGUGUUGGCGAAUUGGCGAGUUGGACCAACCUUCCAAUUCGGCAACUCCGAGUUGGCGAAAA
Messenger RNA from Priapulus caudatus, 714 nucleotides. Its product is annotated as N-acyl-phosphatidylethanolamine-hydrolyzing phospholipase D-like. The record is from RefSeq and is a predicted model, not a curated record. The transcript is spliced from 2 exons. The coding region runs from base 11 to 349 and encodes 112 amino acids. Gene Ontology annotation, cellular component: cytoplasm. NCBI's taxonomy places the organism in Eukaryota, Metazoa, Priapulida, Priapulimorpha, Priapulimorphida, Priapulidae.